AUGACCUCAGAUAUUAGCAAGCACGCCUCUCUUCCAGGUAUUGCCAUCCAACUUCGUAACAUCAUCGGACACCGUGUUAGUCCGGCAUCGGGCAAGCUGGAGGACGUCGAGGCAUGGCGUGGGCCUAUGAUAUCGAGAAUUCUGGGAGCUGCUUCGUGGAAAAUGCUUGCUGUUGGAAUUCCGUUCCCAAAUUUCAAGGAUCUCAAAAUUUCGUUAAAGCGUGAGUACCAGGACAACAAGUCACGUGAUGAUCAGAAAUUGGUGAACGGUUCUUGGUGUCAGCACCAGCCACCGUCUUGA
Messenger RNA from Phytophthora nicotianae INRA-310, 300 nucleotides. RefSeq lists its product as hypothetical. The transcript has 2 exons. The record is from RefSeq and is a predicted model, not a curated record. The coding region runs from base 1 to 300 and encodes 99 amino acids. Lineage: Eukaryota; Oomycota; Peronosporomycetes; Peronosporales; Peronosporaceae.